AUUGUGAAAGAAACCAACAUGGCGUACGGCAAGAACAUCAAAAGCAUGUAAUUAACACAGUCAACCAACAAGACCAUUCAAUAUGGAUUAUAAAGUUUACCAUGUGAAAUAUAAGAUUGGAUAAAAAGGAUUCAAGUAACCAUGUAGAUUUAUAUAUAAAUAUAGUUAAUUAGUGUUUUUAUUCAAAUUGACAAAGGGAGAUAAUUAAUUUGUGAGAGAAAGGGGAAAUAACUCCUUAAAGGAAAUAAUUUUGGAUUUAUGUUUGUUUUUCUGUGAUGCUCAAAAUGAGAGAAACAUUUUAUGUGACGUUUUCACUGUUUGUGAUUUUGGAUGUUUUACAGCAGUUGUAUGCUGUUGAUGUGCCAAAAUUUACGGAUUUUUAUUUCUCUGUGGAACCAACGAAUGUGAUAGCUAUCAGGGACCAAUCAGCACAGUUUGAUUGUGCUGUCUUUGUAGGGGACUUAACUGCUAAUGGGGAGAUAACUCCUACAAUAGAGUGGAUUAAAGAUGGCCAAAAAUUAAAUAUACAAGAUGAUAAUAGAAGGUUAAUACAAAAGAAUGGCUCAUUACUUAUUUCACCAGUUCAUUCAGGGGGGACAGAUAUGGGGUUUUAUCAGUGUAAAGCCACAGUGCCUGAGCUUGGAACGCUAGUUAGCAGAAAAGCCUAUCUUCAUAUAGCUCAUUUAUCAAAAACAUUUCGUACAGAACCACAAGAUUUAUCAGUUUACCUCUACGAUGCCGCCAUGUUUGGUUGUGUCAUAGAUGGCGUGCCAAAACCAAACAUUUUCUGGUAUAAAGACAGAAUACCGCUGCAAGAGAAGAAAAAUGUGCGAGUCCAUCUGGACGGAGUGUUGGAAAUAUACCCUGUACAGUUUAAUGACUUUGGUUCCUACCAUUGUUUGGCUGAGAAUGUUGAUAAAAAGAUGAGCAGUCGAAUGGCAAAGUUAGAACAAAAUGCCAAUGUUGAGGUGAUACUGAAUGGAUUACCACCCAGUUUUGUAUACACGCCUGAGAACACACAUGCUGAGGCUGGAUCAACUGUAACGUUGUUUUGUGGUGCUAAUGGUCGGGACACACAACAGAAAGAACCAUCAAUAACAUGGCUUAAAGACGGCAAUGCCAUAGACUUCAAACAAGCUCAGGGUAGAUUAGAGAUAGUAGGUAGAGGAAGUCUGAAGAUCUACAGUGCUAAUGAGGCUGAUUCUGGUACUUACACGUGUAGAGCUGAAAAUCUCCUCGACUCAGAUGAUUCGGAUGCUAGGCUUAUUGUGCUUGUACCUCCAAAAUUCCAUCAACAACCUUUGAACCGGAUUGCACACAAGAAUUCUGACAUUGAAUUUAAAUGUGACAUCAUCGGGAGUCCCCAGCCUGAAGUGGUGUGGAUGAAAGAUGGACAGUUGUUAAAACCAUCCGAUUAUUUCCAUAUCAUUGAAAAGAAACAUCUAAGGAUACUUGGCUUGAUGGAGAGUGAUGCAGGGAUGUAUCAGUGUUUUGGGAAUAACUCAGUUGGAAAUGUACAGGCCAGUGUACAAUUAAUGGUUGUCAAUCAGAAUGUACCCCUACCUCCAACAACAACCCGAAACUACAGACUUCCCACUUAUCUAGGUGGUAACAUUGGUAACGAGAUCAACCUACCAAGUGAACCAAAGGACCUCCAAGCUGUCAUCGUCUCAAAAGAUUUCGUCACACUGAAAUGGAACGACCCAGAGAAGAGUGGUUUAGAGAAGACUGGUCCAUUAAAUGAAGGGAGUCUAGUAUACUCUGUCUUCUGGAAGGAUAAAGAUUCUGAGAGGGAGAGAGUGUUAAACACCACACUGAAUGAAGCCAACAUCCAACAUCUGAAACCAGAUACCAGUUACGAGUUCAGGAUCAGGACCUAUAACAACAAUGGACCGAGUCCCAGUUUUGCUAGGCUCUCCAUUACCACUGAAAGAGACAUUGAUGUACCUACACCUCCAACUAAUGUCCGAGCGGAAGCAAAGAGUCCAGAGUCCAUUCGUGUGUCGUGGGAUGAACCAGUCCAACCCAAAGGAAAAAUAACCAAAUAUAAACUGAUGUAUUAUAUGAAAGGAGAUGCACAGGAACAUAGAAUUGAGAUUAUAAAAACCAACCACAUGCUACAGGGUCUGAAGACUUUUAAGGAGUACAGCAUCAGUGUAGUAGCUUUUAAUGAGAACGGCGAAGGUGGACGGUCAGAUGAGAUUGAGGCCAGAACAUUAUCUGACCGUCCCAGUGACAUCCCACAGAAUGUCACACUAGAGGCAGCUAGUGCCACGAGUUUAAUAUUGAGAUGGGAGCCACCACCAGAAGAAACAAGAAAUGGUCUCAUCACAGGCUAUAAGAUCAGGUUCAAGAAAAAGACUGACAUGAGAAGUCGGACUGUUACCACUGAUGGAAAUCGUCGUCUGUAUGCUCUAGUCAAUCUGGAGAAGAACACCCAGUACCAGGUUAAAAUAGCUCCUAUCAAUGUCAAUGGUACAGGACCCUAUACAAAUAAGCUGAGGGCUACAACGUUUAGAGAUGAUUUGGAUGAAUCUGUGGUACCAACAACACCCAGAAAGUUACGAGUGACAUCUUAUGCCACGUCGAUCAGAGUAUCCUGGACAGCUCCAGAGCCAGAAUCUAAGAUCAUGGUGAGAGGAUACACACUGGGGUAUGGUAAAGGAAUAGCUGAUGUUUACAUGGAAGUCUUGGGACCUGAUGUUAAUGUAUUCACUAUAGAAAGUCUAGAACCCAAUGCUGAGUAUGUAAUUACAGUAAGAGCUUAUAACAAGAAAGGAGAUGGGCCCCCAAAAUAUCAGACGGCUAAAACCAGUGAAGCAGAAGUUGUUGAGCAUUUGACACCAAUGAUGCCACCUGUUGGAUUAAAGACCAUUGUUUUGUCAUCCUCUACCGUGCUGUUAACAUGGACAGACACAUCACUUGGAAGUAGUCAGCGGAACACAGAUAACAGAUUCUAUACUGUCCGAUACACACCAUUACAGGGCUCAGGUCGUCGUAAUAGAGAUGUCAACUCAACAGGACUGAACUGUCACAUAGAUAAUUUAAAGCCUUACACAAAGUAUGAGUUCAGUGUCAAGGUCAUCAAAGGUCGAAGACAGAGUACCUGGAGUAUGAGUGUUCUCAACACAACAGAGGAAGCUGGGCCAGGAUCAGCUCCUCGAGACUUGACAACAAUUAGCAUUGAAAAGAACCCUAAGGCUGUGAGACUAAAUUGGCAACCACCCAUCACCCCUAAUGGUCAGAUUACAGGAUACCUGAUAUUUUACACCACCGAUCCUAACUUGGAGGAUGUAGACUGGGUCGUAGAAGGUGUACUGCCAGGGGAAAGGUUGACCACGACCAUCAAAGGUCUGACCCCUGACACAACAUAUUAUUUCAAAAUGCAGACUCGAAAUAGUAAAGGAUAUGGACCUAUCUCACCUACUGUUAUUUAUAAAACACCAAAAUCUGAUGGUACCGGUGGUGGAAAGAUUAACCCAGAAUACCCACCAGAUUUUGAAAAUAAGUUCAAUACAGACAAUUUUCCGCCAAAAGAUUAUUUUCCUCCUGUACAACCAGAAGGCCAGGAACCAAAUAAAGCAGAUGAAGGGAAGGAUAAAGUAGGGGGACUGUCCACCAACAUUAUCAUCAUAAUUAUAGCUUCAGUGGUUGGAGCUGUGUUCUGUGUUGUGAUCAUUGUGGUUGCUAUUGUUUUCUGUAGGAGGAGAGAUUAUGGAGAAAGAGGGAAAAGACCGCCUCAAGGAACCCAGUCUCCCAGUAAAAAACCAGGACAAAAAGAUUUAAAACCUCCAGAUCUAUGGAUACACCAUGAUCCAAUGGAAUUAAAGAGUUUGAACAAACCUGACCGUAGUGACUCCAUGUUGACAAUGAGUACACUGAGACGGAAUUCUCAGGAUUCUAAAUCCAUUGACGAUAAUCUGCCACCAUACAGACCUGAUAUAGACAAAUCUAAUUCCGAUGUAUAUUAUUGCGGUGAAGACAGUUUCCCUCGUCGUUCACAAGGAAUGAUGAGAUCUAAACCAUCCAAGCUAUCUAUAUCAGUGGACACACAAGGUCCACAGAGGGAACCAGUUGCUAUGGUAACAGCCCUCCCUAAUGGUAUGUCUCAGGACAACCAGUCUCAAGGUCAUCCCAGACCAGGGUUCCCUAGGACCCAAUACAAUAUGCAGUACAGUAGUACACCAAGAGUGAAUGCUGGUGAUAUGCCACAGCCCUCUUCAAUGCCCAUUCUGAACACAGAUUAUCAUUAUAAAUUGUGUACCUUGGACGAAGAUGACUUCAGCAGUGCAAAUGACACCAUGGAAGACUGCUAUCCUGCUAGAGUUGGCUAUGCUCGUUCCACAGAAGCCCUGUCCAUUACCGGACGUUCUCAACCCACGGCCAUCGUUACUCCAGAUAAACGGAUAAACGAUGGCCAUAAAAGUCUACCUCGACAUUGUGAGAUCCAUCACAAAAGUCUACCCAGAAAUAUGCAUCCUAUGAGAAGUUUCAGUGUGCCAACCCCACCCCCUCUUGGACAUAAACAUGGUGGCCUGACCCCCAAACAUCAAAUUGUGAAACCUCAGCAGUCUCCUUAUAAGAAGACUACACCUAUAUCUAGUGUACCAAUUAAGCCUCGGACAAUGACUGUCAUCAGCACACCCCCACCUAAGGCUCCUGAUAUAAUACUGAAAGCAGGGAAAGAACCAGAGGGAGAACUUCAGCAGAAGUCAGCCAGUACUGAAGAAUUAACAGCAGAAAUGGAGAACUUAGAUUGUUUAAUGAAAGACUUAAAUGCUAUUACACAACAAGACUUCCAGUGCUAACAGUUAGAAAAUUAGUCAUAUAGAUUUGUGAUAACACAUCAUUUAUGCAUACAUUUUCAUCAACCAUCUUAUCUGACAGCCAGUGAGAAUUUGUACAUUUUCAUAGCCGUUUAGAAGAAAAAUUCCAGUGUUAAGUACAUUAAUAAUUUACUGGUAUGUGAAAAAUCUGGAAAAGCAUUUUCUUGAUAAUUGAAUUCUUGGUUGCCGUGACCAGGAAAUCAAGUAAAAUUAGUACAUUGGUGACACUACUAUAAAUCAAGAGAAACGGCUGUUGAAUUUAAUUUCUAAUUUGAUGUUACAAGUAAAUUGAUACAUAAGUGACAAUACUAUGAAUCAAUCAAAACUGCUUGUUGAAUUUGAACUUAGAUGUGACAAGAAAUACAGAGAAAAUUCAUACAUGAGUUACAAUUGCCAAGGACUCUAUUAUGAAGCUUGGUGAAUGGUUUGUUGAAGUUGAAUUCUAGAUCGAUAUGACAAGAAAUAGAGUAGAUUCAAACACAAGCUUCAAUUGUCAAGGAAUCUACUAUGAAGCCUGGCAAAUGGUUUGUUGAAGUUGAACUCUAACAUGAUGUGACGAAAAGUAGAGUAAAUUCUUAAAUGAGUGUGUUACGCUUGUCCAGGACCAAACUAUGAAGCCAAAGCUAUUAAGGUGCUAGUGACGUAGGCAUACUAUUAUCAUCAACAACACCACACACAAAUCAAUUAUUUAAAUCACCAAAUCCAUCAAUGCAAGAAGUUGAACAAAAUUCUAUUGACCGAACAAGACAAUUUGGAAGAAUGAAAAUCUAAAACAUACACAGAAAUUGCUUGUUUCAAUAGAAAUUUAGCUUAUGUAUCAUUCUGUAUUCAUAUGAGAAGCAGAACAAAGUUCUAUUGACUUAACGAGCAAAUUUUAAAAAGUGAAAAUCUCAAACAUAGGCUAGAUUUAUUACUAUGUAAAUCGUGUUAUUUUUCACAGUUUUAUAGAUAUGAGUGAUUUUACAAUUCUUAUUAAACUUUUAUGGUUUUGAAUAGCUUUGGAUUAAAUUUAAGUUGCAACAUAUAAUUUUAAUAUCUACAAAAAAUCAGGAAAGUAUUCUAUCAUACUUAAUGAUCAAAGAAGUAUUACAAGGAGAUUGUACUUAGAAUAUUAUAUUUUUCAUAAAUGCUGUCUUUUGCAAAUGGAUAAUGUAUAUAUUACAUGUACCUGUACAUGUACCACAAAAUUUGAAACAAAUAAUUAGGUUAGUGAGUUUGGUUUUUAAUCGAUUUGUUUUGAAAAAUCAGCUUUAUUGUCAGGAAAAAAAAUUAAGACUACAUUUACAUAUACACUUUUAUUACAAAUAUCAUACAAAGUUUUACCCUGGAAUUUUACAAAUGCCCUGGGAACCUUUGUAUUCAUUAGACAUGCAGUCAUGUUUUAAUUAAUGGUUGUGUUUUUUUACCAGUUAAAUUGGGGUUUUUUCAUAACAGGUUUAUUUACAUAUUUUUAGACAGUUUCAAUUUAAAUUUUUCAAUUAUUCAAACAAAUUAUUUCUCUUGCCUUGAAGUAAAUGUUUUGUGUUAAAUUUAAGAUCGAUACGUUGAACAAAUUUGAAUAUUUUUUUCGAUUUUUGUACAAUGAAAAGUAUGUAGUUCAAAAUUCAUGUUUAAAAUCAAAUCAAAAAUUGUAAGUGUGGAAAGAUUUCAUAAAAAGUGUAUUGUACAAGAACGAUUGAAAAUUUAUGUAUUGGUCAAUAUGUGUGUGAAGGGUGUGUUUUAGAUAUCAGAAUGCAUAAGUAUUUUCAUUACAUAUUGAGACGGCCCCUUUUAUUAAAAUGUCAUAUUUAGAUUUUCAGUCAUUUACAAUUAGAGUAGUGUUAUAAAAAAUGAAUAAUUUUAAUUCAUAUUUGAAUGUUGUAAGAUGUCAGUAGUGUUAAAAUUUGUCAUAGUUAUAUUUAUUAAUAUUUUUUUUAAUUUGAUGUAAAUUUUAUUUUGAUUGAUAAUAAUUUUAUGCCAAAAUAAUUCUAAGACUUUCUCAUUUUAAGGAUGAUUGAAUAAUAUGCCAUUCUAUAAGGAAGGUUAAUGCCAAAAGUAUUAAUUGGAUCAAAAUUUGAUAGUAGAACUUGAAAGACACUUUAUCACAGCUUACAUGCAAAUUUAAUGCCAAAAAAAUAGAUAAUAAUAAUGUUUGGUAAAUCUUUUAAAUCAUGUGAUAUGAAAAGAGAAAAUUGUCAAUGCAGAUAUUUAUCAAAUGGUCACUUCUAUAUUAUACACAGUUCAAAAUAAACAUAUUUUUAAUGUUUAUAUCUUAAAUAUUUACUGAAUUUGAAAUGAACAAAUCUUAGAAUUAUUUUGUUGUGACUAUUAUUAUACAUAUUAAUUGGUAGAGGCAGCAUUCUUUGUGUUGUGCUGACUUAAGGAGAUUGUACUUAUGAAAUUAAGAUAUAAUAUGAAUACUUAGUUUUAAUGUUUUGUAUGUCAAAAUCUUCUAUGCAGUGUAGGGAUGGCUUACACUUAAUAUCUAGGUGGUUUUAAACAACCUUGACUGGCUGUUAAAUCCUCUCAUAUUUGGCUGCACUUAGUAUAGGCAAUUCUUAGAUGACCCAAGUUGAUUCUUUUAUUAUUUUUUAAAAGGGAGGCAUUUCACAAUGUAAACGAACUGGUUUCCCAAAUAUGUGCAAUUGUAAUAUUUAGUAACUUGUGAACAAAUUGUUUAAAUGUCAUGAAUUUUAACUGCUUAUUACGAUAAUGGAAUAUAUUUGGUUAAAAAACAAUGCAUCUUUGAAAAAAUUGUCAAAUGUAACAUGCUUCUUUAUUGGGACUGCAUCAGCAACCCAAGUUUUCUGAACCAAAUAUAUAUUUCCUUACCAUUAUAAACAAUUAGUUGUUACUUCCCUUUUCAAAAAAUAUAAUUCCAGAUUAUCAUUGGUAAAAAGAUAUUGAUUUAUUAAUUCAUAGAUCUGCACUUAAAGUUUAUUAAAACACAGAUCUGAACUUAAAGUGAGAUUAUUAUAUUUUUUAUUUUUGUAGAUUUAAUGAAUUUGUGUAGGGGAUUGUGUUUGCCGUUUUAUUUGUUUUUCUUGUUAUAUUUUGUUUUAAAUCAUUUACCAUCAGUAAAAACCAGAUUCAGUACUACACCAAAAUUAUAUCUGAGGUAUUUCAAGGAAAUAUUUUCUCAAUGAUUCAUCAAACAAACACAAAAUUCAUUUCAUGAAUUUAAAAUUUGACAUUGGAAUAAAAUAGUACCUUAACCAAAAAUUUGUACCAUUGAAUUUAAAAGUAUUUUUUCAUGGCUGGAAUGUUUAAACGUACUUCUAUCUUUAGACUUUGAUGUAUUAGUAUAAACAAUAAUUUACAAACAUUGAAAAAAAAAAAACAAUUUUGUUUCAUCUAUUAAUUAAAAACCAGUUGUACAACUAGUGUUAACUGGUUUAAAAUAUUAUUACUAAUGUAAGGAAUUUAACCUGAGGUUGAAAUUCUAACCUUGUUAAGAUUAGAUGAACAUCAGUGCCAUGUUGUUUUUCAGGUUUAAUAUGUAUAGUGUUAAAUAACCAACAAUCAAUCAAUCAAUCAUUAUUUCAGCAUCACCAAAACCAUUUGGUUUUUGUCAUUAAUAACAGAAUUUGAAAUAGUGUGCCAUAAUUCAUUUAUCAGACAUCUACCUGUUCAGGUAUAACAAUGUUAGUGUAUAGGGUCAUAGGUCAUUUGCUUUUAUCAUUACAUUUAACAAAUUCAGACAGUAUUUUUUUUUAGUACAUGUAAACUUUAAGGAAAAAUAAAAUUACAUCUGAAUUAAAGGGAUAAAUAAACUUUUCAAUUCGAAUAAAAUUAAAUUUCAUUAAAAUAGAAAAUACAAAAGUUAUUUUGUAAAAGGUACAUUUUAAAUAUUUGUUUACUUAUAAGGAUAUUUUAUAAAACUUUUUUAUUUUGGUAUUUGUAAAUUGAAAUCAAAAUGUAAUUAAUAUAGAAUUAUUUUGAUACCAUUUAGGCUUAAGUACUGAUUGUAAACUUUUAUAACUUUGUAAAAUUUCUGUAGAAAUGAGAUUAAAUUCAAUUUUAAAAAUGAUAAGUUACAUUAAAUUUCAUGAAGAUCAAUUAUCUAAAAUAUUUCAGCAAAAAAAUGAAAAUUAUCUCCCCUUGUAAAAUAUUUCAGCAAAAAAAUGAAAAUUAUCUCCCCUUAAUAUAUUAAUUACUUAUCUUAUAGAAUACAGGUAUAUGUUUUGUGAUAUGCUUAGUUUUACAUUGCUGCUUUAUAGAUAGGUUGUGACGUUACUAUUUUUAGGGCAUACAUGUUUUAGAAGCACUUAUCUUUAAUGGCAAUUUUAUUUUGUUUCUUUAUCCAUUUUAUCAAAGUACUUUUUUUUAUAAACAUUUAUAAUGAGUUAGUGAAUCGAUCAUUAUUUUCAAUAUCUAUUUUGGUAAUGGAUGUGAACUCUCAGAUGUUUAGUCUGAAAGAAGGGGCUUGCAUGAAUGUUGUGUAAUAGUCAUUUGCUCUGAAUUUUAAUUUGUAUUUUUGGCUAUUUAGAAAAAAUUACCUUUCAGAAGAAAUUGCCCAUGUACAUGUUUAUUGGAUAAUUAAUUUUAAUUAUUUAUUAUCAUUCAGAAAAUUUAUCUUGACUUAUAGGUUUUUUUUUUGUUCAUUUAUAAACCAUUUUAGUAUUGGAAAUAAAUGAUAAGUAGAUCAACAUGUAUGAAACUCUCUUUAUCUUAUAAAUUAUACAAAGCAUGCAUGGAAAAUUGACAGCCAUUCGAACCAAAUUCUGUGGUAAAAUCAUUUGACCUAAAAAUUAUAUUAAAAAAAUGUCUCAGAGUUGCCAAUUUUGGUACAAUACUGAAAACUAUUUUACAAUUUAUAGUAAUUAGACUAAUAUAUUUUUUGGUCUGAGAAACUAAAACAGCAGUUUCAUUACAUGCACAUUUUAAAUAGACAAUACAUGUACUUCAAAUGUGAAUGAGCGGUUAUCAUCCAUGAACUUUCACCUCUGUGUCAUUAUAAUAUCAUAUAUGCAACCAUAGUAAGUAAAAACAUUGUGUAUAAACUCCAUCAUCAAUCUUCAUUUGUAAAUAUCAUGUGAUCAAAUGCUGGUGUGUCAGUUAUGGAUGAAAUGUGACAUUUUUGAGAAUAAUUUAUACACUGACUUAAAAUAAAAUCUUUUUCUAAGUA
Molecule: messenger RNA, 9933 nt
Organism: Mytilus trossulus (common blue mussel)
Lineage: Eukaryota; Metazoa; Mollusca; Bivalvia; Mytilida; Mytilidae
Product: neogenin-like
Exons: 27
Coding region: 276-4808 (1510 amino acids)
Biological process (GO): cell-cell adhesion
Cellular component (GO): plasma membrane
Molecular function (GO): protein binding
Source: RefSeq, a predicted model, not a curated record